AUGGGUUGGAAUCCUUUUGCCGCCAAGUCGAACAACCCCCUCGACAAUGUCGAGCUUCCCGCCGACGCAGCAGUUCCCGACGCCCCUCAACAGCCUGGUGGAGUCAAAGAAGUCGAAAAAGCCGCAAAACAGAGCGGAUCCGGCGGCGCUCAGAAUAUUGCUGCUCUUUCUGCUUCAUUUUCGGACAUGGGAAACUCCAUGGCCGAGUUUUCCAACAUUGUCAGCGAUUUGAAAAGAAGUGGUCAAUGGAACGAAGCGAUCAAGAUCAUGAGCCAACACGAAGCCACCCAGCAAGAAAAGUACAAAGCGCAGUCUGAAGAACACAAGCUCCAGAUCGAACAGCUCAAAGCUGGAGCUUUGAGAGAGCAAAACCAGGCCGAACUUGAGCGAAGAAAACAUCAACACGAAAUGGACAUGAAAAAGGUCCAAUAUCAAGAUCAACUGGCGCAGAAAAGAAAGGAAAAAGAAAUGGCCAUGGAAUUAGAAAAGCAAAGACUAGCGGAGGAGCAGAGAUUGGCUUCCUUGGAAAAAGAAGAGUCCAUCAGAAGACAAACGAUCUUAUGGCAGCAAGAAGAAGAGCUGAAAAAAGAAGGCCAAAAGGCAAAAAUCCACGCUAGGGCAAUGGCCGAAGUUGAGCGAGAAAACCACGACCUUCGGAUGGAACAGAAACGCCUCGAAGCCAAAGAGCGAGGCAAAGCAGACGCUGAAGUUGGAAAGGAAUCUGCGAAAUUGCGAAUGGAGUUGUUCAAGAGAUUGAUGCAGAAUCAGGAUGGUAUGCUGACGAACGCGGCUAUUUCUGGCGCGGGAUUGAUUUGCGCCUUCUUUGCGUUUAAAAAUGCCUUUGGAUUUGGAUUCAGACAUUUGGAAGCGAUCACUACCAAACCUAAUCUAGUGCAAGAAACGUCGCGAAAAGCCUGGAACACAGUCAUCCCCAGUCUCAUAAAACAAAUGCGAGGGCAAACGGUGAAACGGCCCAAUUAUAUUUUCAGCGAAAAAGUCCAAGCUAAAGUCGAAGACAUCAAAUUAGUUACAAGAAACGCGUUGAUCAAUAAACAAGCGCAUCGAAAUGUAUUACUGUAUGGACCUCCUGGGACGGGAAAGACGUUGUAUGCAAAAUCGCUGGCUACUGAUGCUAAUAUGCAGUAUGCGAUCAUGUCUGGCGGUGAUGUGGCUCCUCUUGGCGCUCAAGCGACUUAUGAACUCAACAAAUUAUUUAACUGGGCUGACAAGUCAAAGAAGGGCCUGGUCUUGUUUAUUGACGAAGCGGAAGCGUUUUUGCGACCAAGAGAUGAAAACAUGUCCCCAGAGUUGCGAUCAGUCAUCAACACCUUCCUCGCGCGAACUGGUGAACCAAGCAACAAAAUGCAAAUCGUCCUUGCAACGAACCAGGUUAACCAGCUUGACUCGGCCGUGUUAGAUCGAAUGAAUGAGCUUCUCGAAAUCCCCCUUCCAGAGUUUCCCGAGCGUGAAGCCAUGCUCAAACAAUACAUUUUGCGACGGGGCACCAAAUCUCUCUCGAACAAAAGGCUCUUCUCAUAA
This is a messenger RNA of Oikopleura dioica, 1539 nucleotides long. The record is from the annotation of a GenBank genome assembly. NCBI's taxonomy places the organism in Eukaryota, Metazoa, Chordata, Appendicularia, Copelata, Oikopleuridae.